GACGAGGACGACACGACGACGGUGGCGGCGGUAGCGGCGACGGUGAACGGUAACGGUGGCGACGGUCGUAGCGGUGGUCGUGGCGGUGUCGACGACGACGACGACGGCGGUGGCGGCGACGGCGACGACGGUGACGGUGACGGUGUUUGCAACGGUGCGCCGUGUUGGUCGGUGGCGUACGCCGUACGUGUUAGUGCGUGUGUUCGUGCGCGAGCGCGGUUGGUCGGUGGCGGCUCGCGUUGUUGUAUCCAAGAUGAAGUCCGACUCGAAACCUUUGUUGACAGCUCAGGCGGAGAAGGCGAAUCAUUACACAUACUUGAAGGAGUUCCGUGUCGACCAGUGUCCCCUCUUCAUACAGCGCAAAUGCACGCAGCACCGGCCGUUCACGUGCUUCAACUGGCACUUCAUGAACCAGCGGAGGCGCAGGCCGGUGAGGAAGCGGGACCGCACCUUCAACUACAGCGCCGACAAUUAUUGCACCAAGUACGACGAGACGACUGGCAUCUGCCCCGAUGGAGAUGAGUGUCCGUUUCUACAUCGUACCGCGGGCGACACGGAGAGGCGUUAUCAUCUGCGCUACUACAAGACGUGCAUGUGCGUCCACGACACCGACACCCGUGGAUUUUGCGUGAAGAAUGGCCCGCACUGCGCUUUCGCGCACGGCAAUCACGACCUGCGCCCGCCCGUGUACGACAUCAAGGAGAUCCAGGCGCUGGAGAAUCCGGACUCGGACCCGAACUCCUCGUCGAACGGGCCUAACAUACUUGACAAGGAGCGUAACCUGAUGAACGAGGACCCGAAGUGGCAGGACACGAACUAUGUGUUGAGCAAUUAUAAGACCGAGCCGUGCAAGAGACCGCCGCGGCUCUGCCGGCAGGGUUACGCCUGUCCGCAGUAUCACAACAGCAAGGACAAGCGGCGCAGCCCGCGGAAGUAUAAAUAUCGCUCAACGCCGUGUCCGAAUGUGAAGCACGGCGAGGAAUGGGGCGAGCCGGGCAACUGCGAGCAGGGGGACGCGUGCACGUACUGUCAUACUCGCACGGAACAGCAGUUUCAUCCGGAGAUCUACAAGUCCACCAAAUGCAACGACGUGCAGCAGGCCGGCUAUUGCCCGCGCGGCGUCUUCUGCGCCUUCGCGCAUGUUGACCGUGAGUGUACACUCAUCAAUCUGUUGCCAACAGAAGAAAUGAGCCUGGCGAGGGAUAUGGCGGUACCUAUAGAUUGCGGAGCGAAUCUGGCAGACAUACUCAGCAACGCUCUUCCUCCCGACAAGCGCUCGCACGACAAGGAUAAGCAACUCAGUGACAGCAGCUGUUAUCGGUCGACUGACUUGCAGAAUGGAAGCGGCGAGGUCUCGGAAUCCGCCAGCACCAGCAGUUUGGGUAGUAACAGCUCGCACAGCAAAGCGCCGGGCGCUCAACUGCACAAUUCCAAUAAUACCAAUUCCGGCAUAAAUUCGGCGGCCGCACAGCAAAAACUUACGAGCAUACUUUACAACCCUAGUUCCCUCAUACAAGUUAAUGAAAUUCGGAAGCAAAUGGUCGCCAUUGACAGCGAUCCGUUGUUAACAAAAGCUGAAAAGGCCCAACAAAAACAAAGUCUCUACAUUGCGUACAAUUUGAACGGGACAUUAGGCAGUCACUCAUUAGCAACCACUGUUUCACCACUUUCAAAUUCGUUUUAUUCAAACGAUACUGUGGAAUCUGUAGUAGGAAAUGCGUUAGACGAGUUACAUUUAGACGACCCGUUAAAUUUAGUCGACUCAAUUCAUAGGGAUACAAAUUCACCGAUUGGCAAUUCGAUAUCGGCGGGCCUAGCUAGCUCCGGUCUACUCGGUAGCUCAGCCCCGGUCAACAUACCGGGCAUGGCCGAACGUUCAGUUCUAAGCAAUUUCUCGCCAUCGACGUCGAGCCCGCUUCAGCAAUUGCAGACUGGUUUUCUCACCGGCUCGAGAUUCUCUCAUCAAGAUUCCAUGGAAUCCACAUUGCCAUUUAUGAAUCAGAUAUCAGAUCCAUUUAGCAAUCACAUUUCGCAACUUAGCAGCUCGGCUUCUAAGCUUAGUGGAUUCAAUAGUAGUUUAUUCGAUUUCGCGAGCCAAGGAAUGUCACCGUCGCGUACGCAACCCACUCUACCGGCAUCUCCAUUGGUCAAUGCAUUUUCCAUUAGUCCAAGUAACACAGGAUCGUUGUCCGAGGUACAAAGGCUCAGAGACGAACUGUCGUCGAGCCGCGCUCAAUUGGCGACAUGGGACGAGCGUAUUAAUCAAGCGCGCGCGGCUUGCGCGGCUUGGCAGAUGGAGAGCGAGGAGGCGAAGAGAAAGGCGACCAUCGCCGAGCAGCAGAGGGACGAGGUGAAUAUCCCGUCUAACUUAGCGCGCGCCACUCACGCGAUACCGCAAUCCCAAUUCGCUGUAUUCGAGAGGAUGGAUUUUUCGCAGGCACUGAAAGCGCUCAGGGUCGAGAAUAAGGCGUCCAACGGCGGCCCGUAUUUGCAUUCACUGAGGAAAAUAAGCGAGCUCAGAACGCUAUCGAUAGCAACCUUGAAAUCAAUUCAGUCGCAACUGCGCUCGGAUCUCGAGGAGGUGGAAAAGGUGCUGUACAGAGAAACGGCAGCAAAGUGCAUGGUUUGCGAGGAACAGAAUCGUGCAGUUACCCUGGCCUGCAAUCAUUACGUGGUCUGCUCUACAUGCGCGCCGAAUCAGCGUGAGUGCCCGUACUGUCAGACACCAGUUGUCUCAACAAGUUAGACCCCGACCUUCCCUUAGAAUCCUGUUACAAUUUCCGCUUCUCGUCUGUUUAAAAAACAAAAGAAAGAACGAGAAGGCGAUGACAACCGCGGACUCUGAAUGAGAAUAUCAUGUGAGUAGAGAUUUUGCAAAGGGACUUGUAUUUUUACUCUGGUACAGUGACACACAAAAAAAAACUGAGAGCACUGUAACGUUUCUUAUCGCGGUAAGCAUGUACCCGCUGGAAUCCGAUUUGAAGAACACGAUUGAUUUAUCGCCAAAGUGUGAGAUACGUGAAAUACGAUAUAGAAUCUUUACUGGUGUAAUCUUAAAUUACAUUGACAUUUCUCUCUCGAUAUAUGUAUAGAUAUAUAUUCAGUGAAUAUCACAUUUUUUAAAUGUAACGCUCUCUAACAAGCAGCGUUAUCGAUCCUAAAGAUAAAAAAGAAAAAUAAAAACACAAAGAUGUUUUAUUUUAUACAUAAUUCAAGAUAAAUAUCUAGCAGGGUGUUAACUAUACACAUUUAGCGUUUACAGACGCAAAAUAUAUGCGGGUUACAGAACAUUUAGCGCGCGAGAACAAUAUAAUCGCAGUUGUGGACAAAGUUUCGGGACCUCGAAAACUAUAUAAUUGUUUAAAGAAAAA
Molecule: messenger RNA, 3371 nt
Organism: Wasmannia auropunctata (little fire ant)
Lineage: Eukaryota; Metazoa; Arthropoda; Insecta; Hymenoptera; Formicidae
Gene: unk
Product: RING finger protein unkempt homolog
Exons: 11
Coding region: 254-2746 (830 amino acids)
Molecular function (GO): metal ion binding
Source: RefSeq, a predicted model, not a curated record